CACGUUCUCGUGUAAAGACCAAAAACGCGGAACAACACAAACUAAACGUUUGUAAUUACGUUUUAUAUUAUUGUAAUUAAUUAAUUAACUAAUUGUUAAAUAGAAUUACAAAUAGUGUGCGAAUAUAUAGAAAUAUAAAAAUUUAUUUAUUUAAAAACAAAACUUAAUUAAAACUGUGUAUUUUCAAUAAAUUUGAAUUUAAAAAUGUCGGUUAAUAUAAUUUGGUUCCGCCAUGGUUUAAGAUUGCAUGAUAAUCCAGCUUUGUUGGAAGCAAUAUCGGACAAAGAUGAAGGAAUUGAACUGUUGCCGAUUUUUAUCUUUGAUGGAGAAAGUGCGGGCACUAAAUCUGUCGGCUUUAAUCGACUGAAAUUUCUUUUGGACUCCCUCAAAGACAUACACGAUCAAUUGCAAAAUCUCAGUUUAAGUCUCGGACGACUUUACUUACUGCAAGGAAAUCCAGUUCAAAUAUUUCGCCGUCUUCAUGAGCAAUGUGGCAUAAAGAAAUUAUGUUUCGAACAGGAUUGUGAACCGAUUUGGAAUAGACGUGAUAAUGCGGUGAAGGAACUUUGCCAUGACUUGGGCAUAACAUGUCUGGAAAGAAUCUCACACACCUUAUGGGAUCCCAAAAAGGUUAUCGAUACUAAUGGCGGUAUACCGCCGCUGACUUAUCAAAUGUUUUUGCAUACAGUACAAAUUAUUGGUUUACCACCACGUCCGGUACCAAAUCCAGAUUGGAAAGAUGUCAAAUUCCACAAGCUGAGUGAAAAGCUUAUAAUGGAAUUAAAAGUGUUCUUGGAGUUCCCCACUCCGGAAGAUUUUAACGUGUAUCCCGAUGAAUUGAGUUAUUUGGCCAAAGUCAAGUGGAUUGGUGGCGAAACCCAGUCUCUGUUACAUUUACAUCAACGUCUCAAGGUUGAGGAGAACGCUUUUAAAUGUGGUUACUACUUGCCCAAUCAGGCUAUACCCAAUAUUUUGGAAUCUCCCAAGUCUAUGAGUGCCCAUUUACGAUUUGGUUGCUUAUCCGUGCGCAAAUUCUAUUGGGAUGUCCAUGAUCUCUUUAAAAAUGUACAAAUGCAAGCCGAAGGUCUUGGUAUGCAAAUGUCCGGUGGUGCUCAUAUAACUGGCCAAUUGAUAUGGCGGGAAUAUUUCUACACCAUGUCCGUGAAUAAUCCAAACUAUGAUCGUAUGGAGGAUAAUGAAAUAUGUUUGAAUAUACCCUGGGCUCAACCCAAUCAUGAACAGCUGAAACGCUGGACAAUGGGUCAAACGGGAUUUCCCCUAAUCGAUGCUGCUAUGCGUCAACUAUUGGCUGAGGGUUGGUUGCAUCACACUUUACGUAAUACGGUGGCAACUUUUUUGACUAGAGGUGGCCUUUGGCAAAACUGGGAACAGGGUUUGCGUUAUUUUCUAAAAUACCUAUUGGAUGCUGAUUGGUCGGUAUGUGCCGGCAAUUGGAUGUGGGUAAGUUCGUCGGCAUUUGAGCGUCUACUCGAUUCAUCGUUGGUCACGUGUCCAGUGGCAUUGGCCAAGAGAUUGGAUCCCAUGGGUCAAUAUAUUAAACAAUAUGUACCUGAGCUAUCUAAAGUACCUAAGGAGUUUAUUCACGAGCCCUGGCGUAUGCCUUUGAAUGUACAAGAACAGGCCGACUGCUUGAUCGGUGUCCACUAUCCGGAUCGUUUGAUUGAUUUGAGUGUUGCCUCUCAGCGCAACAUGUUGGCCAUGCGUACCCUGCGUAACUCACUUAUAGCUGAAGGAGCACCCGAUGAGGGACCACCACAUUGCCGGCCCUCAAACGAGGAAGAAGUACGAAAUUUCUUCUGGUUGUCCGAUUAAAGUGAAACAAAUUGAAACGAUGGAACAAUUGAAGACAAAUUUACACUGUAUAACAUUAACAAAUGUAUAACUACUUACCUAUUCUAUAUUCAUUCCAA
This is a messenger RNA of Calliphora vicina (urban bluebottle blowfly), 1931 nucleotides long. It is a transcript of the gene cry, whose product is annotated as cryptochrome. Gene Ontology annotation, molecular function: FAD binding; DNA binding. NCBI's taxonomy places the organism in Eukaryota, Metazoa, Arthropoda, Insecta, Diptera, Calliphoridae. Gene Ontology annotation, cellular component: cytoplasm; nucleus. Bases 205 to 1833 code for a protein of 542 amino acids. The record is from RefSeq and is a predicted model, not a curated record. The transcript is spliced from 5 exons. Gene Ontology annotation, biological process: entrainment of circadian clock by photoperiod; circadian regulation of gene expression.